AUGAGUUGGAUGUUCCUCAGAGACCUCCUAAGUGGAGUGAAUAAAUACUCCACUGGGAUCGGGCGCAUCUGGCUGGCUGUUGUGUUCAUCUUCCGUUUGCUAGUCUACAUAGUAGCAGCAGAGCACGUGUGGAAGGAUGAGCAGAAAGAGUUUGAGUGCAACAUUAGACAGCCUGGUUGUGAAAAUGUAUGCUUUGACUACUUCUUCCCUAUCUCCCAGAUCAGACUUUGGGCCUUACAACUGAUUAUGGUCUCCACGCCUUCUCUCCUGGUGGUUCUACAUGUAGCCUAUCGUGAAGGUAGAGAGAGAAGGCACAGAAGGAAACUCUAUGUUAGCCCAGGCACCAUGGAUGGGGGCCUAUGGUACACUUAUCUGAUCAGUCUUAUUGUUAAAACUGGUUUUGAAAUUGGCUUUCUUCUUUUAUUUUAUAAGCUGUACGGUGGUUUUAGUGUUCCCUACAUUAUGAAGUGUGAUUUGACACCUUGUCCCAACACUGUGGACUGCUUUGUCUCCAAACCCACUGAGAAAACUGUCUUCAUCUUCUUCUUGGUCAUUGCUUCAUGCUUGUGCAUUGUGUUGAAUUUCAUUGAACUGAGCUUUUUGGUUCUUAAAUGCUUUAUAAAGUGCUGUCUCCAAAAAUGUUCUAAAAAACUAAAUUCCUCAGUAUGUGAGGACUACAACCUCAGAUAUGUUGAAUGUGGUGAGACAGGUGUCCCUUCCCUACUCCACAAUCAUCACUCAAGCUUGGCCAUAGACACACUCCAGAAACCUGAGGAAAAGCUACUUUAUGACACACGAGAUGAGGAUUAA
Messenger RNA from Castor canadensis (American beaver), 810 nucleotides. It is a transcript of the gene Gjb7, whose product is annotated as gap junction protein beta 7. Gene Ontology annotation, molecular function: gap junction channel activity. The record is from RefSeq and is a predicted model, not a curated record. Gene Ontology annotation, cellular component: connexin complex. Gene Ontology annotation, biological process: cell-cell signaling. Lineage: Eukaryota; Metazoa; Chordata; Mammalia; Rodentia; Castoridae.